GCUGAAGGUGAAGAGUGCGGAAUUUUCGACGCGGAAGAGCCGUUACGGCCCGCCAAGAAAUCUAAAAAGAAGAAAAAGGCAAAAGGGAUGAAUAGCAAAGAGUCCUCGCCAACAUCUUCACCUGAUGAUUUAAGAAUGACCAAAUACGCUACAGCUGCUACAAACGGACAAUAUAAAGGCUCUCGGAAUGAAAUACAUAAACCCGGCGCCGCGACUAAUUCAAAGAAGAAGAACACAAGGCCGCCGAAGCCCGACAAGCGGCUCUUUCAGGAGCCGCUACCUCUCGUGAUAAAGAGGGCAGGGAGAGUUCGGGAUCCGAGUUUUUGGCACUCCGUCCUGGUCGAGUUGGAGCAGAACCUCUUCCGCCGCAGCCGCCGCGACGUCGUGGUCGCGUUGGCAGGGCUCAGUCAGCACUACCCGAGGAACGAUUCAAUGAGUUCCGACAGUUGUGGCGGUGACAACGAAAGUUCGGUACAGCCAGAUCCGUACCUCGCUGUCGCACGGCCGGAGACGGGAGCGGAGAAAAGCGAAGGAGUAGGAGAAGCACAAGAUAGGAGUUUGGGAGCCUCGUCGACGUCUGGAGCAGGAGCUUUUGGUUCGACGCAGCAGAGAACAUCAAUGCUCUCCGACGGAGGUAUAGGAAUAGGGACCACGAGCCGGAGGCGUAGCGAGCCAGACCCGUUCUCGGAAAACUCCCGGCUGACGAGAAUACUCACCAAGUGGCUGACCCCGACCCGCCUGGCGGCCUUUCCGAUGCAGGACGUGGCACAAUUUGCGAAGCCGUUUCUCACGCGGGGUAGUGGUUUUGAUGACAUCUCCUCCUCCAGGGAGGUAGCCGCGAGUAGAAGAAGUGUUGGGGCCACGCCGCAUACUACAUCCACUAUCGCAGAGCUAUGCGUACAAGAAAUGGUGCGGAAGUUGAGCCAAGAAGAGAGUGCUCAUGAAAAAGAACAAACACCUACCGCUGACAACGUCGCACACGCGUUGCAUUUCUUGUUGUGGCACUGGGACAGAUUUCCAAGGCAGAUACUACAGAAAACUGCAGCAGCGCAUCUUCAUCAAACGGGUCGUGAAGUUGGAGUUGCAAUGCCAGCACAUCAGGAGGAAAAUAACGCGCCGAUCACGCGACUGGCGCGCGCAGCAUUCACCGCCCUGGACAAUACGUUGGACGCGUGGAAUGCUGCUGCUGUAAGAAGACUGGCACUUCUCAGCAGCGGCGGCACGAGCAGGGAGAAGGAGCAUAAGGAUGCAAGAUACCUGCAAGGUGACCACGACUCCGGCGUUCAAGCAAGGGGCAGCUGGAGCUACAACACUUUGCAGCCGCUUGCGCAGACCUGUUACGCGCUCGCGAAAAUACGCGAUGGAUCGAGUCGUCUCUCAGUCGAAGGGCUAGAUGAAAAUCGGCACCAGCAGCUUGAUGUCUACUGUGAGAAAAUGUCUUCCGCGUUGCUACACUUCUUCCGAAUUUGGGAAAUAAAGGACAGCCGCGGUGCAGCUGCUGAAGAGGAAGAGGGAGACUCAGACUGCACUUCUAGCACCAUGGUACGAAGGGACGGGGGGCCCGAGGAGGGGUCAUUGGAAAAUCUUCACGUCACUGCAGUGGACCUGUCCCAGAUUUGCUACUUCAUCGGCCGCAGCAAUAGUGCUGCGAGAACAUCUUCAACUCUAAAAGCAGGGAAUAAAACAUCACGCGGCGAUAAAUUUCAACCAGCGACCGAAUUAUCGCCGGAACAAAUCGAGCAAAACCUAAACCGUCAUGAGGAGAUACUGAUGCAUGUCGCGGCCAUUGUCGUCAAAAACGACAGUUGUUUACCUGGUCGAGCAGAUCAUGAUGCUGAAGACUCAGUUACAACUCCACCUUCGCCUCUGGACCUGUGCGCAGCCCACAUUCGUGUGAUCUCCAAAACCUUCUUCGAGUGCUCCUUGUUUUCGCAGCCGUUUCUCCUCGCGUUGUUGGCACAGUUGCAGCGAACUCCGGAGUGGAAGGGCCUCUGCCGGCUGCUGCGGGAACAACAUCAAAUGGAGAGCAUGAAAAGCGCGAAUAAAACCGCUACCGCUAGCAAUAGAAGUACAAGUACGACCUUUGCAUCAGAAGUAGAAGCGGGCGACGAGGAGCCAACUGUAUUCAACCAGGGAGCUGAUAAGAACAGUAUUGAUGGAGACCCGCUCGGGGCG
This is a messenger RNA of Amoebophrya sp. A120, 2175 nucleotides long. Lineage: Eukaryota; Dinophyceae; Syndiniales; Amoebophryaceae. The record is from the annotation of a GenBank genome assembly.